This is a messenger RNA of Humulus lupulus (European hop), 1068 nucleotides long. Its product is annotated as salicylic acid-binding protein 2-like. Gene Ontology annotation, molecular function: methyl salicylate esterase activity; methyl indole-3-acetate esterase activity; methyl jasmonate esterase activity. Bases 84 to 878 code for a protein of 264 amino acids. Lineage: Eukaryota; Viridiplantae; Streptophyta; Magnoliopsida; Rosales; Cannabaceae. The record is from RefSeq and is a predicted model, not a curated record. The transcript has 3 exons. Gene Ontology annotation, biological process: jasmonic acid metabolic process; salicylic acid metabolic process.
ACUUAGUAUGGUCUCUCAUUCAAUUAAUAAGGCUAGAGAUAGAGAAAAAGAAUAAUAAGAAGAAGAAGAAGAAGAAGAAUAAAAUGGGAGAAAGCAAAGUUGAUAAGCACUACUUCGUUGUGGUCCAUGGGGCGUGCCACGGAGCAUGGAGCUGGUACAAGCUGAAGCCGCUGCUGGAGGCGGCCGGCCACCGUGUGACGGCGGUUGAUCUGGCGGCUUCCGGCAUCAACAUGAAGAGUAUUAAAGAUGUGCACUCAAUGUUGGACUAUUCUCAGCCACUGUUGGAGCUUUUGGCGUCUCUUGAUCCGGAAGAGAAGGUGGUCCUCGUCGGCCAUAGCCUUGGAGGCCUCAACCUAGCCAUGGCUAUGGAGAAUUUCCCUCAAAAAAUUGCCGUCGCCGUUUUCUUGACGGCGUUUAUGCCGGACACCGUUAAUCAGCCGUCGUAUGUUCUAGAACAGUAUUGCGAAAGGGCCCCACCAGGUGCAUGGCUAGACACACAGUUUGGGUCAUUUGAGACUCCUGAAGGAUCACUAUCAUCAAUGUUUUUUGGUCCAAAAUUUAUUUCGAACAAGCUCUAUCAACUCACCCCAAAAGAGGAUUUUGAAUUGGCUAUGGCUUUGGCAAGGCCAUCGUCACUGUUCAUUGAAGACUUGUCCAAAGCAAAGAAAUUAUCUAAAAACUCAUAUGGGUCAGUUCCUCGGGUUUUUGCCAUUUGUGACCAAGAUUUGGGAAUACCAUUGGAAUUUCAGCAAUGGAUGAUCCAAAACGGUGGCGUUUCGGACGUCAUGGAGAUUCAAGGCGCGGAUCAUAUGCCAAUGUUUUCGAAGCCAAAAGAAACUUGUGAUGUUUUGGUCAAGAUUGCAUCUAAAUUUGCUUAGAAUUAAUGAACUUGUUUUCAUCAUCAGCUGUGAUUUUCUUAACUUUUAACAAUAAAAAAGUACUUACUUGGAAAUUAAAAGUCACGACCUAAUGGGCAUUUGUGUUAAUUAGGUAUAUAUAUUAAUGUUGUGAUUUGCAUGCUUUGUUCUGCAAAAUCAAAUAAAGUAUUUGAAAUACAAGAUUAAUGAA